Parnassius apollo (apollo) is the source of this 1188-nucleotide messenger RNA. The record is from the annotation of a GenBank genome assembly. Lineage: Eukaryota; Metazoa; Arthropoda; Insecta; Lepidoptera; Papilionidae.
AUGAGGGCAAAACGUAGAAAUCUUUCUUAUUCAAGAAAAACUACCAUUUUAGGUAUUGAAACUUCUUGCGAUGAUACUGGUUGUGCUGUAGUUAAUGGUUAUGGUAAUAUUUUAGGUGAAUCUUUAUAUUCACAAAAUGCACUUCAUGUUAGAUACGGUGGAGUUAAUCCCACGCAUGCAUGGGAACUUCAUCGUGACAAUAUUGAUUUAGCUGUAAAAGAUGCUUUAAAAAGUGCAAAAAUAGGAGUAAAUGAAAUUGAUGCUAUAGCAGUUACUGUUAAACCUGGCCUGUUAUUGAGCUUAACAAUCGGUGUAAAAUAUGCAAAAUUUCUUGCAAAAAAGUAUCACAAAAUUUUAAUUCCUAUACAUCAUAUGGAAGCCCAUGCAUUAGUUGCAAGAAUGUAUUAUGACAUACCAUUUCCAUACUUGACAUUAUUGAUAUCAGGAGGACAUUGCUUUUUAGCUGUAGUAAAAGAUGUGAACAGCUUCCUUUUACUUGGUCAAACUUUAGAUAAUGCACCAGGGGAGGUCAUGGACAAGGCUGCAAGAAGAAUGAAAUUAAAAAAUAUUUUAGAAUAUUCGUCAGUUUCUGGCGGUAGAGCAAUUGAAUUAGCUGCCAAGAAUGCUGCUAAUCCUGCUAUAUUUCAAUUUCCAAUACCACUACUGAAAAAUAGAGAUUGUAAUUUUAGUUUUAGUGGCCUUAAGGAUUCACUGAUGCGUAAAGUAAUAAAGAAGGAAGCAGAGCAUGGAUUAAGGGGUGAUGAAGUAAUACCAGAAAUUUAUGAUUUGUGUGCAUCAUUUCAGGCUAGUAUUGCCAGGCAUUUAGCACACAGACUUGAAAGAGCCAUAAUAUUUUGUGAAAUGAAAAAGAUACUACAUUUUGAUACUAAAAAUAUUAUAAUAUCAGGUGGUGUAGCAUGUAAUGACUACAUAUAUUCAUGUUUGGAAAGUGUGGGUAAAAAGUUUGGUUUUAAUUUGUAUAGACCACCCCAUAAAGUUUGCACAGAUAAUGGUGUAAUGGUUGCAUGGAAUGGUAUUGAAAAAGUAAAAAAAGGAGACCCUAUUCCAUCAUUUUCUAUUAGUAAUGUUGAUCCUAUUGCAUCUUUUGGCUUAAAUAUUAUAGAUCAAGUGAAAGAAGCAAAUUUGCCAAUAAGAGCUCCUAUGAUUGAAGACAUCAAGAAACUGUGA